Guillardia theta CCMP2712 is the source of this 930-nucleotide messenger RNA. RefSeq lists its product as hypothetical. The coding region runs from base 1 to 930 and encodes 309 amino acids. The record is from RefSeq and is a predicted model, not a curated record. Gene Ontology annotation, molecular function: protein binding. Lineage: Eukaryota; Cryptophyceae; Pyrenomonadales; Geminigeraceae. The transcript has a single exon.
AUGCUCAGCGGGCCCUUCGGCAGCGUCCUCUGGUCAUACAUACGCUCUGACCCCCGCGCCGUCAUCUCCACCAUGCAUGAGAACGUCAUGAGCGCCAGGGUACAGUGGCUGGCAUGCGGAAUCUUGCAGAGCUUGUCGUCCAACCCGGAGAAGAAGGAGGAGAUGGUGAAGCUCGGAGCGAUCCGAGCCGUUGCCGAGGCCAUGAGGAAGCACAAGGGGGUCGUGGCGGUCCAGAGGGAGGGGAGCGGUACCCUGUGGAACCUGGCGAGCUGCGAGGAGCACGACAAGAAGAUAGCGGAGGAGGGAGGCGUGUCGGUGCUGCUAGAGGCGAUCAAGCGCCAUGGCACGGACGUUCAAGUCUUCUGCAACGCGUGCUGGGCCCUCGUCAACCUCUCCGUCCGCCCGUCCUUCCGCUCCAAGAUCCUCCAGGAGGACGCGGCUGACAUCGUCAUCUCCGCCAUGAAGAAGCACCCCUCCCUUCCCCGCGUGCAGGAGACCGGGUGCCGCCUCCUGUCCAACCUCUGCCUCGACAGCGCAGCCAGGGCCCAGCAGGUUGCUCAGGCAGGCGCCAUCGACGUGGUCGUGCGCAGCGUCAAGGCUGCGCCCGGCAACACGCGCAUGGCGCUGCAUGCUCUGUGGACGCUGGGGAACCUGGCGCUGCAUGCGGACAACAGAGGGAAGAUGAAGAGGAACGGAGUGAUCGAGCUGGUGCUCAAGACCAUGAGGGUGCACAUCAAGAGUAGCGCGGUGAUGCUCAAGGGCUGCGUCCUGCUCAGCGCGAUGGCCGGCAGCCGCGACUGCGGGGAGGAGAUCCGGAGGGGAGGAGGAGAAGAGCUGGUGAAGGCUGUGAUGGACCAGCACGCCAAGAGCGAGGAGGUCAUGAGCAAGGCAAGGGAAUGCCAGGCGAUUCUGUCCCAGCUGGGGAAGUGA